ACUUCGCCGUCCGUAACCAUUCACUCCCGAGUUCGAAAUCGGUCCGCGUCAAAAUACCCAUCCCGUGCGGUCCGUCCCCUUUUUCAUCCCGCGUUCCGCGCCGUGUUUUGUGGGUCCCAUCAACAGGUGUUUGGGUUUUAUGAAUUGAAAACCGCAUCGAUUCAAGUGCACUGGACAGUUACGACACACGCAGGUCGACGCCAGCCCAAUCUCCAUAUGGAAAUACGUCCGGACGCGACAAUCAAAGUGGCACUGUGACAAUUGUGAAAAACUUCGACCUAUUAAUUGAUAAUUAAAUUGGAACAGAACAUGGAAACGUUCGUGGUGGAUAAAUCGUUUUACGACAUCGGAUCGGCGGACGAUCUGAAACUGUGGGAGUCCGACGAUUUGGAUCCGGAGGUGUUGCGACUGCAGUCCUCGGACAUGACGGAGUGGAGCUACUUGGACAGGGUGAUGCCCGGAGUGGUGCUCCAUGAUAGACUCAUGACAGACGCCGCCCUAGGUACCCGCCCCAUCAAAACAGAACACUCGUACAGUCUGGCCUCAGACGGGGAUUCUUUACCGGAUUCGCCGAUUCCACAUCAAAAAGUCGACGACAUGGAAGAUGAAUGUUUCCCCGCGAUGUCGAUGAACCAGGCGUGUGGCAGACUAUCUGAAUGCGUUUCGAUAAAAGACGAACCCAUGAGCGAGUCGGACAACAGCCCGCAUUCUUCCUGCCCAUCGUCCCCUCAGUCAAUCAUCAUUAAUCCCGCGGACAUGUCCUUUGAGAACGAUUUCUUUCAGACGACAUCGAAAAAUUGCAUAGUGAAACAGCCGUCCAACAUUCUGAUCAGCUCCCCGCACACGAUAAUCCCCCAAAGGAUACAGCUGCAACAUCAGAAGCUGAACAUUAAAAUCGAGCCGGGGACGGCGUUCCAUUUACCGCCGACGCCGCCGUCGUGCAGCAGCAGCGACGACAGCGAGGACAACGCAACUAUUUCCCAGCCAUCGUCACCCGCCUCCAGGAAGAUCAGCACCGCGCGGAUGAUGCUCAAUCACCACUCCACACCGAGGCAACCGAUUCACACGCCUCUAAUUAGCUCCCAACCAAAAGGGUCAACGGGAAUGUUAGUCUUGACGGAGGAGGAAAAGAGGACCUUGAUCGCUGAAGGAUACCCCGUUCCAACUCGCCUGCCUCUAACUAAAGCGGAAGAAAAAUCAUUGAAAAAAAUCCGCAGGAAAAUCAAAAACAAGAUAUCAGCCCAGGAAAGUCGACGAAAAAAGAAGGAGUACAUGGACCAGCUGGAGAGAAAAGUUGAAAUUCUGGUCACAGAAAAUACCGACUACAAAAAGAAAAUCGACGACCUGGUCGAUAAAAACACGACCCUAAUGAGCCAGUUGCAAAAACUUGAGGCUAUAGUGGCAAAAACCCACCCGCAAAUCAUUAAGCAACUUAAACAAUGAGCGAAAUUAAUCCCCGUUGCCUUUAAUUGUAAUAUGACAAAUUUUAACAGGUCUAAAGUACAAAAUAAUUGUUUUUGUCUAACACUUUAAACGUCUUCCUAAGCGUACUAGCCUAAUAACAUAACGAACGGCGUUGCGAAAAGCUAUAUUGGAGGAAAUCAUGGAAAAGAUAUCAUUUUUUGCAUGAUUAUCUCAAGAAAUAGUAGUUAAAACGUCGCUAUAAAUAAUACAUUCCAUAAACCAAAGUUUAAAAAUUAUAUAAAUGUAUAAGCUCAAAUAAUUGUAUAAAUAUUUUUAAUAUACUGUACUUAAAAUGUAUAUAUACAUUCAGUGUGUGCCUUACUACACAGGCUCAGUGGUUAAAUGAGAGCGUAUUUUUGUAUUUUGUGCAGAUACCAGAGUAUUUCCUGAAAUUAUUUAGUGCAAUAUACAAGAAAAAAUUGAAAAUAUUAUAUAAAAUGUUAGUGCAAUGUACAAAAAUACCGCCGAAUGUUGAGUCCACCUUAUUUGGGACCAAUAGAAGAUUAUGUCAGUGACAUAUAGAGUGCAUUUUUUAAAGAUAUAGAGUUAAACUUAAAAAUUUCCUUCCUACUUAUAACAGACUGAAGAAUUUGCGGCGUGUUGCCGAAUUCACGUUUUUAGUGUCGUCACCUAUAAUGAUGAGAAUAGAUAUUCAGAAAAAGUAUUUCAAGUAGGAUUAAUCUAUUUAUUAAGUCAUUGUCCACUAAUAUUUUAUUAAUUUAUAUAUUUUAUUAGUACACUUCAUGAUUAUGCCUUGAACUUUACAUAUAUAUUGUAUAUAGUAUGUUAAAUAAUUCAGAGUCUAAAUAUUAUAUUUUAUAAUUUUAUACAUAUUGUUACGCAUUUGAAAAUAUAGGCAAUUAUAAAGUAUUUUUUUAACUUAAUGCUAAACUUGUUAGACAAAUUUAGGAACUAUGUGAAAUUUAUAAAUAAUGCAAUUAAAUUCAUACAAUAAAUUGCAAAUGAAACAUUUGUAUAUUAUAUGUGUGACUUGUGUGAAUUGAAUUGGUCGAAACCUUUACUUAGCAAAUAAUUUUGGGAUUCUAAAUAGGUUUGUGCUUUUAGAUUAUAAGAAAUUGUGUAAUUUCUUUUUUAAAGCAGGACAAGCGUUAAUUGUAUAGGUAAGAACUGAUAAUUUAAUGUUCCAAAAUAUGUUAGGUACUUCUUAAUAACAUUUUAUUUCAAAAUGAUUUUAUAUUUAUUGUUUUCAUACAAUUGUGUGUAUUUAUUUAUGUGUUAAACACAAUAUUUUGUGUGCAAUUUACUCCUCAUGUAGAGAAGUGUUUUGUUUAAGUGAUGAGAUGUCUUGCUUUGUUGCACUCUGGGUACCAUUAAAGUUUAUUCUGUAUAAUAGAAUGGACAAAUAAAAUUUAUAAUAAUA
Aethina tumida (small hive beetle) is the source of this 2845-nucleotide messenger RNA. It is a transcript of the gene CrebA, whose product is annotated as cyclic AMP response element-binding protein A. Gene Ontology annotation, biological process: regulation of transcription by RNA polymerase II. Lineage: Eukaryota; Metazoa; Arthropoda; Insecta; Coleoptera; Nitidulidae. The transcript is spliced from 6 exons. The record is from RefSeq and is a predicted model, not a curated record. The coding region runs from base 310 to 1443 and encodes 377 amino acids. Gene Ontology annotation, molecular function: cAMP response element binding; DNA-binding transcription factor activity, RNA polymerase II-specific.